Gracilinanus agilis (Agile Gracile Mouse Opossum) is the source of this 2103-nucleotide messenger RNA. RefSeq names its product solute carrier family 40 member 1-like. Gene Ontology annotation, cellular component: membrane. The transcript has 10 exons. Gene Ontology annotation, molecular function: iron ion transmembrane transporter activity. Gene Ontology annotation, biological process: iron ion transmembrane transport. NCBI's taxonomy places the organism in Eukaryota, Metazoa, Chordata, Mammalia, Didelphimorphia, Didelphidae. The record is from RefSeq and is a predicted model, not a curated record.
AUGAAUGAUAUUCCCACCAUCUCUCCUCUAGAUUUCGCGUGCCAGUUUGGGGAAACCCUCAAGGAGCAGGGUCAGAGCCCGGCUGUGCUGUCCGUGCAGGCUGCCGAGGAGAAAGGCCGGCCUCAGGACCGUCUGACGGCCUCCCCCGGCCCAGCCCUUCGGCGGAGAGGUGGACGGGAAAUCAAGGCUGGCCUGAAAGCGGGGCCAGAUGAAAACCUGCGCCCUGCUGCCUGCACUGGCUGGCACGUGCGCCAUAAGUUCACCACCGAGGCUCUAGGCUACGGCCAGCCAGAUUUUUCUUUGCAUAGAGGAAAUGAAACACAUGUGUCUUUGACAAGAUUUACAUGGAAAUGUCUUUUGUAAUUUGUGUGUGUUUUAGGGGCAACUUUGAACUCCCUCCUGGGGCCGAGAUUUUUGGUUUAUGUCAGCUGUGCACUUUCUAUAUGGGGGGACCGAAUGUGGCACUUUGCUCUGUCCGUGUUCCUGAUAGAGUUAUAUGGGCGCAACCUUCUCCUGACAGCAGUUUUUGGCUUAGUGGUGGCUGGAUCUGUGUUGGUAUUUGGGGUCUUAAUUGGAGAUUGGAUCGACAGAAAACCAAGAAAUAAAGUUGCCCAUGCAUCCCUAUUUCUUCAGAACUCCUCCGUCACUGCCUGCUGUGUAGUGCUAAUGUUGGUGUUCUCCUACAAGAGUGAGAUCGAGCGCAUCGGGCAGGGCUGGCUCAUGGUGGCCUGCUAUGUGGCAGUGAUCAUCUUAGCAGAUCUGGCCAACCUGGCCAGCACAGCCCUCACCAUCACCAUCCAGAGGGACUGGAUCGUGGUCAUCACGGGAGACAACAGAAGCCAGCUGGCUGGGAUGAAUGCAAUGAUUAGAAGGAUGGACCAGAUCAUCAACAUCUUCGCCCCUCUCUCCGUGGGACAGGUGAUGACGUGGGCGUCCAACGUCAUUGGUUGUGGCUUCAUCCUGGGAUGGAACUUGGUGUCUCUGCUGGUUGAGUUCCUUUUUCUGUCUAAGGUUUAUCAACUAGUGCCUCAAUUGGCUGCCAAACCCCGGCGGUACACAGGGGACAGCUUCCUCAAAAGGCAGCUGGAGCUCAUCAGUUCUCAAGGGGAAAUUCACUCUUGUCCAACCAUCGAUGAGUUUGCCAACGUGCCCAAGGAAGGCCCGGAGGACCGUCCAUCUCUGGAAGCCCAGCCGGACAUGACUUCCGGGUUUCCUCUUGGCCUUAGAAAGAUGCGGAGGCUAGUCCGGACGUGCUGCGAUGGCUGGAAGACAUACUGCAGGCAGACCGUCUUCUUGGCAGGCUUGGGCUUGGCCUUCCUGUACACGACCGUGCUGGGCUUCGACUGUAUCACCACCGGCUACGCCUACACGCAGGGGAUCGGCGGCUCCCUCCUCAGCCUCCUUAUGGCCAUCUCGGCCUUCUCGGGGCUGGUGGGCACGCUGCUCUUCACCAGGCUGAGACGCUCCUACGGCUUGGUCCACACCGGCAUCAUCUCCAGCUGCCUCCACAUAGUCUGCCUGCUGCUCUGUGUGUUUUCUGUCUUUGCGCCCGGGAGUCCCUUCGACUUGGGCAUCUUCUCUCUGCCGCUAAGCCACAACUCUUCCUUACGGCACGAGCUGCCCCAAGAGGAGCCGAUGCGGGUUUCUCCUUUGGAAAGAAACGUUAACCAGCCCAUCCUUCCCGGCCGCUCCACCAUCCACUGGACCAACAACACCGUCCUGAUGGAUGGCGCCCAGGAGAGCAAGCAGCCCGAGUCGUACAUCUCCAUCAUCCUGCUCUUUUCGGGCGUGAUCCUGGCCAGAAUCGGUCUCUGGUCCUUCGACCUCACUGUCACUCAGCUCCUUCAGGAAAACAUUGCGGAUUCUGAACGUGGCACUGUGAAUGGUGUGCAGUGCUCCAUGAACUACCUAAUGGACCUUAUCCAUUUCAUUCUUGUCAUCCUGGCCCCCGCCCCUCAACAGUUUGGGCUUCUGGUGUUCAUUUCCAUCCUCUUUGUGAUAAUAGGGCACACCAUGUAUUUUGUUUACGCACGGAGAUUCAGGAAUCAAAAUCUACCUACCCAGAAAACACCAAAGAAGGACAGAGAGGCUUUUUUAACUUGA